Molecule: messenger RNA, 1159 nt
Organism: Ipomoea nil (Japanese morning glory)
Lineage: Eukaryota; Viridiplantae; Streptophyta; Magnoliopsida; Solanales; Convolvulaceae
Exons: 2
Coding region: 163-1143 (326 amino acids)
Source: RefSeq, a predicted model, not a curated record
CUAUUUAAGAAUCAUGGCGUCAUGAUAUAUAGUCGCUGAAUAAUAUAAUGCAAGGGCAACCGCGCGCCCAGGAAGCUAGGAACCAAAAAUUGACAGGCCGGCGGCAGAUCGAGUUGCAAGCAAAUUGGUGCCCGGAGACGGACUGAGUACGUAGUCCGUCCAAUGGUGAACGGAGGGUGUGCUACUCCUUCUGGAGAUAUAUUGGAAUUUCUGAAUUACAUUUGGCAACAAUGGAGCAUCCAAGCCAUUGUUGUGGGCAGUCUAGCCUUCCAGAUUGUGCUAAUUUUUGCAGCUCCUUCAAGAAUACGUGCCAAGAGCAGCUCCUGUAUCUUCACUCUCUGGAGCGUGUAUCUGCUAGCUGACUAUAUCGCCACAUUUGGCAUAGCCCUCAUCAACAAUGACAGCAAAAUUCAAACUAUCAGUGAUGAAUCAUCAUCUUCAUCCUCCUCCUGCGGUGCAGUUAAAGACGACAGCGCCAUUGCGGCUCUCUGGGCUCCUUUCCUCUUACUCCACUUGGGUGGACCAGACACCAUCACCGCUUUCGCUGUUGAGGACAACGAGCUAUGGACACGCCAUUUGGUAACCUUGAUUGCUCAGCUUCUCUCGGUUCUACUCGUUUUUUACCGAUACAGCAUUCUGGAGCAUGAUAGGUUCCUAAUCCCAACAGCGCUCAUCUUUAUCGCCGGGGUAAUCAAGUGCGGUGAACGCACCCGUUCCUUGAAUCUGGCGCCUCAGGACAGUUUGAAGAAGUCGAUGCGCGACACUCCUGAUGCCGGACCUGACUAUCCACAGCUUAUGGAGGAGAUGGCAUCUAAGCAGGCCGCCAAUCUUCCCGUCAUUAUCGAUCUUAACCGUGAGAUAGCCAUAGCUGGUAUGGACGAGGAUGCUGAAAUUAAUCUGGAACUGGAAGAGCUUGAAGUUGUAAAGCAUGCGUACAAGUUCUUCAAAAUCUUCAAAGGCCUCAUUGUUGAUCACAUGUUUAGCUUCCUGGAGCGCGACGAGAGUAGGACAUUCUACACAUCAUUAAAGUUUAAGGAUGCUUUUAAGAGUGGUGGAAAUGGAGCUCAACUUCAUCUACGAUGCCAUGUUCACCAAGAUGAGUGCUGUCCAAUGCAUCUCCGGCUACAUACUCCGUUUUAUUAGCACUGCUCUACUUAUA